AGAUGUCGCAGAGAUGCCAAAACUACACCAUGUUCAGAUCAUCUACAACAUGAUUCAAAUAUUCAAAAGAUGAGCACAGUCAAGGGAAAAUAAAAAUGAAAGUGUUUAAGUGAAGUUUUGUUCAGUUUAUGUUUAUAUACACUAGUGGUCAAAAGUUUGGUUUUUUUUAAUGUUUCUGAAAGAGUCUCUUCUGCUCUCCAAGGCUACAUUUAUUUGAUCAAAAAUACAGUAAAAUUGUGAAAUAUUUUUACAAUUUAAAUCAGCUGUUUUCUAUGUGAAUAUAUAGUAAAGUAUAAUUUAUUCCUGUGAUCAAAGCUGAAUUUUCAGCAUCAUUACUCCAGUCUUCAGUGUCACAUGAUCCUUCAGAAAUCAUUCUGAUAUGAUGAUUUGCUGCUCAAGAAACAUUUCUGAUUAUUAUCAAUGUUGAAAACAGUUUCAUAUUUUUGUGGAAACCGUCAUACAUUUUAUUUUUCAGGAUUUUUUUGAUCUUUUAUCACAUUAUAAAUGUCUUUACUGCCACUUUUGAUCAAUUUAAUGCAUCCUUGCUGAAUAAAAGUAUUAAUUUCUUUAAAAUAACAGUAAAACAAAACCUACUGACCCCAAACUUUUGAACAGUACUGUAUGUUACAUUCUAGUUUAUUGUUUGGCCAUAUUCCCCAAUGGGAAAUGCAGGAUUUUUAUUGCCUUUGGUCUGUUACGUAUCCUGGAGAAAACGUCCAGCUUGGAGUUGAACCGUUCUUCUGAUUAGUUGACGUAGAUGUAUGUCACAAGUCUAUUAAUCCUUGCAAACUAUUCCUUCAAACAAAGACCUCAGUUUUCCAGGUGAUUGUGUAAAACCAAGAUUAUGAUCCUGAGCUUUGAACGACUCAGUUUCAGCUCAUUUGAGCAGCAACAUAAUCAAAGAACAGCUUCAGAUGGAAAGAACGGUUGAUUUUUGGAGAUUUUUCUGUUUGGUUUGAGAAAGAACUAGUUUUAGGCUGAAAGCAGCUAGUUCACCGACAUCUCCGCACGCGAGCUCCGUCCUUCGCUUCCCGUGUUGUUUAUCUGCAGUGGAAGCGGUGGCAGCGGCACAGGCAUGUUGCCCUCGUCCGUCCCCUCUUCCUGUAGCAGGAUGCUGGGCUGCGGCGACGUUCCUGUGCGGAGCGUUCUGGCUCUGAUGUGUUUACAUGCCGAGGAGAUUACAGGCGCUCGACGCGUCCAUCUGCUGCUUCCUGCCCUCCGCGGUUCCAGCGGCCCGAAGAACCAGAGCAGGAUGCUGUGGGUGAAAAACGCGGGACGGCUGCUGGGCUCGGGCAAAACGGCUGGACGCGUUCCUGCCAGGGACUGCAGCCUCACCGCAAUGAAUGUUGAGUCCUGGGCGGACCCUCGGGACCCGCAGCCGGACUCACCUGACCUCCCGACAGCGCAGCAGCCCGACAGGUUGUGCCUGGAGUCCUUCUGGAGUGAAGUGGAGACCAUACGGAGCAGCAGCGACUCCGAGCCGGAGAGCAGCAGACGAGAUUCCCGACAGUCCGAAGACGGCGAGCAGGAGGAGCUCUGGCUGCAGGAUGCUGGAUUGUCUCCGCUGGUAACAGGUGAAGAAGAGGACGUGGAUAAAGCGGUGCUGUUGUCGACUCUCACCAAGACUCAAGCAGCAGCGGUUCAGAGACGCAUCGACUCGUACACCUGCUCGCUGCGCAAGAGGAACAAAACCCCACCGAGACACGUCAGAGACGUCUUCGCAUCGCCCAUCACGCAGUCAGCAGAUCCUGAGACACGCAACAGCGAAUCUGACACGCACAGAAACAUGGACAGUGUGACAAAGACACAGCGAUCAGCUGUCAGUGGGCAGGAGACUCAAGGACUACAGAUGGAGGAGAUCUUUAUCACAGACGUGGCGUAUUGUGAACAAGCGGCCAUCUUACUGAAACAAGCCAAACUACCACAGAACAACAGCAGCCAGUGCAGGAGAGAUGAUGGGACACUGCCGAGGGUCAUCUGUCCACAGUGCCGGUUAGGAGUGACGAGGGUGGUGGAUCUUUCCCAGCAGGACAUGAAGAAGGUCCGUCAGUUGGCGCUGAUUGACAUGACGGCGCUGUGUGACCUUCUGGAGCUCGAGGUCAAACGACACAAAACCUGCAAAAGGAAAAUCCCUGAGAGCUGUUUGUUUGGCGUUCCUCUCGCCUCAUUGGUGGAGAGCGAUCAGAAGAUCAAACCCAGCACUCACAUCCCGCUCUUCCUCCAAGCACUUCUGUCAUUUCUGGAGAAGAAUGGUCUCGAUUCUGAGGGGAUUCUGCGGGUUCCAGGGUCUCAGGCCAGAAUUAAAGUGCUGCAGCAGAAGUUGGAGAACUCGUUUUACGGCAGUUCGUUCAACUGGGACGAGGUCAGUCCGAACGACGCCGCGGCUCUGCUCAAGAAGUUCAUCCGUGAACUCCCGGCGCCGCUGCUGACCGCCGAACACCUCAACACCUUCAGCGCUGUCAGAGAUAUAGCAGAUCUGAAGCAGAAGCUACACAUGUUGAAUCUUCUUGUGUUGCUGCUGCCAGAACCCAACAGAAACACACUGAAGGCGCUGCUGGAGUUUCUCAGUAAGGUGGUCUUCUGUGAGCGGCGCAACCGCAUGAACCUGUGGGCCGUCUCCACCAUCAUGGCUCCGAACCUCUUCCUGCAUAAGGCCGUGCCCAGUAAACUAGCGGUGGACGGUCCAGAGAAGGGUCAGGCCGAGCGGGCGGCCGACAUCAUGAGACUCCUCAUCCGCUACCAGGACCUGCUGUGGACGGUUCCUAAUUUCCUGUUGAGUCAGGUGAGGAAGCUGAACGAGAACAGCAGCCGUCGGUACCAGUUCUACGACAAACGCAUCAAGCACCUGCUCAGGAAGAUCCACACGGACAGCAGGGACAAACCUGACAAGAACUCUGGAGAGCAGUGUCGUACUGUAAAGAUCCAGCUGGGUGACGUGAGUUUCUCGAUGGAGUUUCGUCUCACCAUUAACUCUCGCGCCUCAGACCUGAUGUCACAGUUUUAUAAAGAACUGCACGCUUCUGAUAACGGCAGAGGUCUCCUGAAACGAAAUGGUUCAACAACCUACCCAGACUGUGCCAUCUAUGAAGUUGGUGGAAACAUCGGUGAACAUCGUUUGGAUCCAGAGACUCAUUUGUUUGACUUGCACAACAACAACCCCAGCGGUGAAUGGAUCAUCAAACUGAGAUCGGCCAACAGAGGGCAGUAGAGACACACCAGCAGACAAACACCCUCCUUUAGAUAGAAACCAGGAGACCUUUGACCCUUGAGGGGAACUAGAGCAUCUGUGAAUGAAUGAAAGCGCUGGUGUUUCUCAGGUAUGAUAAUGAGGUUUGAACACUGCCGUCACCUCACGAGAAGCUCUGAGAUCGUCCUCUGACGCCGGUGCCGCACCGUUAAUGAUGUCGUGAAGCUGGACUUCUGCGUUUUAUUUGGACACUUUUGUUGUUGUGUUGUCAUGGUUUGAUGCUGAACGACCGCUUGAGAUUUGAUGCAGUUAUUGCGUCCAUGUUUCGGAUUAUUUAUUAAGCUCCAGCGCACAGCUGUGUUUGUAGAUGUGAUGAAUGAAUGUGCUGUACAGAUCUGAUGCCUCUCAGUAUUAAACACAUGAAGUUCCUCGGAGCUCUUCGGACUACAGACAGCAAAGGACGCAAAGCUCUUGUUUUCUCUUUUGUCAGCUUUACAUUUUUUUGAUCUGAAUUAUUACCUUCAGCACUUCAUUUAAAUAUGUUAUUGUACUGCAUUGAAGCACCUUCCAAACUUUUUGACAUCUCUUUAUCUCUCUGUAUUUCCUUUGACUCAAACCUGAUGUUUAUAUGGAAGCUUGAAAAAAAAAGUUAAUUGUAACUUUUUAUCUGACUUUAAUUCAGAUUUCUCACAACUUUGAGUUUAUAUCUUGCAGUUGCAAAAAAGUCAGAAUUGCGAUUUAUAAACUCGCAGUUGCGAGAAAAAGUCAGAAUUCUGAAUUCUGACUUUUUUCUCGCAGCUGCGAGAAUUGCAAUUUAUAAUUGCAAUAAACAAUUUAGAUUUGUGAUUUAUAAACUAACAGUUAUGAGAAAAAGUCAGAAUUGUGAUUUAUAAAUUCGCAAUUACGAGAAAAAAAUUAGAAUUGCAAUUUAUAAACUAACCGUUAUGAGAAAAAGUCAGAAUUAUUUAUAUUAUUUAUAAACUCGCAAUUGUAAUAAAAAAGUCAAAAUUGCAAUUUAUAAAUUCAUAAUUGUGAGAAAGUCAGAAUUGCAAUUUAUAAACUCGUAAUUGUGAGAGUCAAAUUUGCGAUUUAUCAAUACGCAAUUACGAGAAAAAGUCAGAAUUGCGAUUUAUAAAUUCACAAAUUAUGAGAAAAUUCAGAAUUGUGAUUUAUAAAUUUGCAAUUACGAGAAAAAAGUCAGAAUUUCAAAUUAUAAACUCACAGUUGUGAGAAAAAGUCGAAUUUGCAAUUUAUAAAUUUGUAAUUGCGAGAAAAAGUCGAAUUUGCGAUUUAUAAACUCAUAAUUGUGAGAAUAAGUCAGAAUUGCAUUUUAUAAAUUCACAAUUACGAGAAAAAAGUCAGAAUAGCGAAUUGUAAACUUGCAGUUGCGAGAAAAAGUCGAAUUUGCGAUUUAUAAACUCGCAGUUGCGAAAAAAGUCAGAAUUGCGAUUUAUAAACUCGUAAUUGCGAGAAAAAUUGCCUUUUUCUUUAGUAUUGUGUGUUGGAAACAAGCUUCCACAUGUUUACGGCGCACACAUUCAGACAGUAUUGUGCAUUAUGCCAUUUGUCAUUGCAGCAGCUCAUAUAGUCUGUCAGUGUUAGUGAGAUCAUGCUGUGUAAUAGAGAAUAACAUCCAUCACACGCUGUCGUCCUGCGCGACAAACACAUUCACAAUUUUAUCAUCAUCUUUGAGAACAUUAUGUUUUAGAGUCGUUAUGUUCAUCUGACACACUGUCAUAAUGAAGAUGAUCUGAAACUCAAAUUAAAGCCGCAUGGCGUCUCUGCGCACUUGA
This is a messenger RNA of Ctenopharyngodon idella (grass carp), 4980 nucleotides long. Its product is annotated as rho GTPase-activating protein 40. Gene Ontology annotation, biological process: regulation of actin filament polymerization; regulation of small GTPase mediated signal transduction; signal transduction. Gene Ontology annotation, cellular component: cytoplasm. NCBI's taxonomy places the organism in Eukaryota, Metazoa, Chordata, Actinopteri, Cypriniformes, Xenocyprididae. The transcript is spliced from 15 exons. Gene Ontology annotation, molecular function: GTPase activator activity. Bases 1076 to 3208 code for a protein of 710 amino acids. The record is from RefSeq and is a predicted model, not a curated record.